Molecule: messenger RNA, 1137 nt
Organism: Guillardia theta CCMP2712
Lineage: Eukaryota; Cryptophyceae; Pyrenomonadales; Geminigeraceae
Exons: 4
Coding region: 1-1137 (378 amino acids)
Biological process (GO): RNA processing
Source: RefSeq, a predicted model, not a curated record
AUGGGGAAGGACAAGAAGGCGAUGAAUCCCAAUGACGCCUACCGGAAGCAAAUGAAGAAGAAGGAAAUCAAGAGAAACAAAGUUCACAAGCAAGAGAGGAAGGAGCUGGAGCAGAUCAAACAUAACCCUGAGCUUGCUCGAAAACGAAUCGCAGAGAUAGAGGACAGAGAGCGCAAGCAUGGGAGCACCAACUACUCAAACAGGAGGAAAGAAGAGCUGGAGCUCGUCUACAAUGCUUUACAGAAGAAGAAGAAAAGAGAAGAAGAGGAGCAGCAGAGGCAGGCAAAGCUCGCGGCCGCGAAAGCUCUUGCCCAACAACCGCAGGAUCCGUUUGCUCCUAUCGAUGACGAGGCUGCAAGUUCUUCCAUGCAGCCUUCUUUCCAGGCCUCCUCCCUACAAUCAUCUUUCCCCUCCUUUCAGCAGCCCCUCCCUUACCCUCCUCCUCUUCCUCCUCCGAAUACUAUUCCGAUCGGCGGAAUUCCUCCCCCUCCCCCGCCAGUUCUCCCGUUGGGGUCUGUUCCUCCGCCACCGCCCCCUCGGGUGCUGCCUCCUGGACAGAUUCCCCCUCCCCCUCCUCCUCGCAACGUUACUGCUCCUGACAAGCCUCGCACCCUCCAAGCUGUUCCUCCUCCGCCUCCUCCAAAACCUAUCAAGACAACCGAACAGUCGAUGCCUCCUCCUCCUCCCCCAGACAAGCCAAAGAAGAACGAGCCGGCAGUUGCUGCUUUGGCCUCAGCGUUGGGUGACUACGGAGAGGAUUCGGAUGAAGAAGAGCAAACGGCUGAAGGAGGAUCAAGAACAGAAGCAGUCAGCAGCGUCGUCCAUGCUCCCAUCUCGUUCAUACCAAGGAAGGAGGAGGCACCACCUUCGCAGCCUGUCCCAGCAGAGGAGGCAGCACUCAAUGUCGCUGUGCUCGGCAUGGCACCAGCAGCUGUAAAGCGAAGGCAACCUCCUUCUGCUCGCGAGAUGAUCGCCAAGAAGCGCGCACAGCCCUUCGUCACUGCAAGCCAACCGACAAAGGCAGCGGCGGGCGGCGGCGGCGGCGGCGGCGGCGGCAGAGAUCACAAGGGAGAGGCGGAUGCGUUGGAUGCUUUCCUAGGGGAGAUGGAGGAGCUUGGCGCGUUUGCUGAUAUCUAA